Spea bombifrons (plains spadefoot toad) is the source of this 1613-nucleotide messenger RNA. It is a transcript of the gene GDA, whose product is annotated as guanine deaminase. Gene Ontology annotation, biological process: guanine catabolic process. The coding region runs from base 27 to 1466 and encodes 479 amino acids. Lineage: Eukaryota; Metazoa; Chordata; Amphibia; Anura; Pelobatidae. The record is from RefSeq and is a predicted model, not a curated record. Gene Ontology annotation, molecular function: guanine deaminase activity; zinc ion binding. Gene Ontology annotation, cellular component: cytosol. The transcript is spliced from 14 exons.
UCCACUAAGGCACCUGCUGCUCAGCCAUGGAUACACUGCAACAUGUUUUUAAAGGCACUUUUGUACAUUCAACCCCAAGCUGUCCCAUGGAGGUCCUUAAAGAACACAUCAUAGGCAUUGGCAAGAUGGGCAGAAUCAUGUUUUUAGAAGAUGCUCAAGAACAAACAAGACUGGCCCAGAAGUGGGGCUUUGAUGAAAGUGAUGUUAAAGAACUGAGCAAAAGUGAAUUCUUCAUGCCUGGAAUGGUUGACACGCACAUACACGCACCCCAGUAUUCAUUUAUAGGAUCGGCAAUGGAUAAACCUUUAUUAGAGUGGCUGGAACAUACUACUUUCCCCACCGAAGAAACCUAUGCAGAUUUGGAGGUUGCAGAGAAUGUAUACAGAGCUGUUGUGCGGAGAACAUUGAAAAAUGGAACAACAACAGCUUGCUAUUUUGCAACAAUUCACACAGAUGCUUCUAUUGUACUGGCUGACAUUGCAAAUCAUUAUGGUCAAAGAGCGUUUAUCGGAAAGGUUUGCAUGGAUAGCAAUAAAACUUACCCAAAGUAUUUAGAAAGUUGUGAAGAGUCUAUUGAGGAGACAGAACGGUUUGUUGACAUCAUGGAAAAGAAGAAAUAUGACAGAGUAAAGCCUGUUAUCACCCCUCGAUUUGCAAUAUCCUGUAGCGAACGGUUACUGAAUGAACUUGGCCUCCUUGCUGACAAGCACCAGCUGCACAUUCAGAGCCAUAUCAGUGAGUCUACUGCGGAAAUCGAUGAAGUGCUGCGGAUAUUCCCAACCUAUGAUAGCUAUACUGAAGUGUACGAUAAAAAUAAACUUCUAACAAACAAGACAGUGAUGGCUCAUGGUUGCUACCUGACAGAUGAAGAACUUAAUAUUUUUAGAAGCAAAGGGGCUGCUAUAUCACAUUGCCCUAAUUCAAACAUUUCGUUAUACAGUGGUCAUUUGGAUGUACAAAAUGUAUUGAAACAUCAGGUGAAGUUGGGGCUUGGGACAGAUGCAGCGGGAGGCUACUCAGUUUCUAUGCUUGACGCUAUCCGAAAAGCAAUAGAAACAUCGAAGAUUAUCUUUAUGGAAAAACAAAAAGAAAAUAGAGAAAAUAAGAAAAUGUACAUUGACUAUAAAAGAGAAACUGUACAGAAUGGAAUAAAACCAGGUCCAAUUAAAAAAAUGGAAAAUGGCACUGACUACCAAGUUCUAAGCAACCAGGAAGCCUUCCGACUUGCCACGCUUGGGGGAUGUCAAGCUCUGAACAUUGAUCACAUCACUGGAAAUUUCGAAGUGAACAAAGAAUUUGAUGCACUGCUCAUCAACAUGGCUGCUGAAGACAGUGCCUUUGAACUCUUCUCCGAUAUCGCAAUAGAGGAUGCAGUCCAGAGGUUCCUAUAUCUAGGUGAUGACCGUAAUAUCAAAGAAGUGUAUGUAGCUGGAAGAUGUGUGGUUCCAUUCACAAACAAUGCAUAAUAUUUUGUCAAACAGCUUUUUAUUUUAAUAUAUUAUAACUUGUUAAUGUUGCACACUAGAAAUAUUUUUAUCUCAGAUAAAUAAUAUACUCGUCAUAUAUUUUAGCGUUAAAAAAGUCUACAUUAAAAAACGGCUUGAAUGCACUUG